This is a messenger RNA of Nicrophorus vespilloides, 1114 nucleotides long. RefSeq names its product SPRY domain-containing protein 7. The record is from RefSeq and is a predicted model, not a curated record. The transcript has 4 exons. The coding region runs from base 88 to 735 and encodes 215 amino acids. Lineage: Eukaryota; Metazoa; Arthropoda; Insecta; Coleoptera; Silphidae. Gene Ontology annotation, molecular function: protein binding.
AAACUAUAUUCUUGUAAGGUUAGGUUACUGUCAAAAUCGUAAACAUAUUCGUUACUUGUAAGCAGGUUACUUUUAUAAUCAGCGAAGAUGACAUCUGUUUCGAUGUUUUCUUGUUUUCGGAGCUGCUUGGACGGUUUAAAUGUUUAUAGAAUAUCGUCCCAUGCACCACACGCAGCUAAAGAAAAUCCAAUACAUUUGGAUACUGCUUUUUUGGGAUACGAAGUUGUAAUCGUUAAAUCGGGUCAUCGUUUAUGUGGUGCUGGGGCGGCUCUAGGCAAUGCCCCAUUGGUACAGUCAAAAAGUUAUUUUGAGGUUAAAAUACAACAAGGGGGUUCUUGGUCAAUUGGCUUAGCUACAAGACAGACAGAUUUAAGUCUAACCCAGGGUGGAAAUGAUGAAUACUCCUGGGCUUUGUGUAGUGAUAAUGUAAUAAGGCAUAAUAAACAAGAAAUAUAUAGAAUAGGUACUGCAACCAAUAUUGUAGCAAAUGGUACUAAUGCUACUCCACUAGCCCCACAAGAAGGUGAUAUAAUAAGUGUAUCCUAUGAUCACAUUCAAUUGAAGUUUUAUUUGAAUGGUUCUGAGUUGGAGUUUCCAGUUACCAAUGUUAAAGGAACUGUCUAUCCUGCACUUUAUGUGGAUGAUGGUGCAAUAUUGGAUAUAAUUCUUGACAACUUUAAUAUCGCCCCGCCGGGAGGAUUCGAUAAAAUAAUGCUGGAACAGUCUUUGCUAUAAUUGAUGUUCAGCAGAAACUCAAAUGGAACCUUUAAUUGGCGGGUAUUUCAAGGUACAAAAGGUUUACUAUACAAAGGAAAUGUUCCCUCUUCAAACAAGUCUUCAAAUUAAGACUACUAAUCUUAAGUAUAUAAUUUAAUUCGCCCCUGUGGCAUAAUUCUAUAUUAAAAAUACAAGACUUAAUCACAAAUGUAUCACAAAGUAUCUAAUAUUCCAAAAUUAUCAUAUUUGAAUGUAUAUAGAUAGUAGGCAAAACAUAUUUACUAAGUGUAUAUAUUUUUGGAUAAUUCAAUAAGGGUUUCUCCUCCAUCCAGUAUUCUAAUUGAACAAAUUUUUUUUUUUAAUAUUAUAGAACAAAUUAAUUAAUCAUUGUGUGUUA